AUGGGCAUUGACGUUUAUAAAGCUAAAGAAAAUUUACACAGAACCCAAAUACCAUUUUCUAUGAACAUGUCAGAAAUUCGUGACAUGCCAAUUAAUAGUGAAAAUGAAACAGGCCAAAUUCUUGACACCCCAUCUAAUAUCACUGUAAAUGAACGUCAGUUUCGACGUUUCGCAUUACGAUUGGAAUCAAUUUUACGGGAACAAAAAGAUAAAGAAAAUAAAUUGGAUCCAGAGAUUGAUCACAUUGAGACGAUAACACGAAGGUUUAACGCAUUACAAGAAAAAACAAAAGGCACCAGAAGGUCUUUUCAAGGACUAAAUCAGCCACAAGUGAAUGCUUCUAGAAGGUUCUCGGGAGAGUACCCUUGGCAUUUUCUGCAUGAUCAAAAACCCAGGGCUUAUGCAUUAAUGGAAACUUUCCUUUACAUUUGCCGUUCUAAAUUACCUUUUACGCAGGUCCUCAGAAAUAAAUAUCUCGAUACAAGAAAAUAUAAAAUUGGAUACAUAUUUGCUAACAUUAGAACAAUCAUGGAACAGAUGCAAUGGCUGUAUAAUGCGAUGGUGCGAUCUUUUGAUAACUUCGCUGUCUUCGUUACGUAUAUCCACUUCCUUCAACUAUAUGAAAGUAUGAUAAGAUAUCAGCUAGACGUCAGAGAUCUUAUUGACUAUUUGACAAGAUUAGAAUAUGAUCGAAAAUUAAUAUACGAUCCAGAAUAUUAUGAUGAACGUCCAUGGAAGCCAUUUGACACUGAGCCCUGA
Molecule: messenger RNA, 759 nt
Organism: Arctia plantaginis
Lineage: Eukaryota; Metazoa; Arthropoda; Insecta; Lepidoptera; Erebidae
Source: the annotation of a GenBank genome assembly